UAUGCUUCUUUUUCAGUAUCAGAUAUAGAAGGUGGUGAUGGACUGCAGCUCAGAAAGGAACAUACUCUCAAAAUAUUUGCUUAUAUCAAUUCCUGGACUCAGAGGCAAUGUCUGUGCUGCUUCAAGGAAUAUAAGCAUUUGGAGAUUUUUAACCAAGUAGUGUGUGCACUUAUUAACUUAGUGAUUGCCCAAGUUCAAGUGCUCCGGGACCAGCUUUGUAAACAUUGUACUACCGUUAACAUAGAUUCCACGUGGCAAGAUGAGAGUAAUCAAGCAGAAGAACCACUGAGUAUAGAUAGAGAAUGUAAUGAAGGAAAUGCAGAAAGACAAAAAUCAAUAGAAAAAAAAUCAAACUCUACAAGAAUUUGUAAUCUGUCUGAGGAAGAAUCUUCAAAGAGUUCUGAUCCUUUUAGUUUAUGGAGUACAGAUGAGAAGGAAAAACUAUUACUGUGUGUAGCAAAAAUUUUUCAAAUUCAGUUUCCCUUAUAUACUGCUUACAAGCAUAAUACUCAUCCUACUAUAGAGGAUAUAUCGACGCAAGAAAGUAACAUAUUAGGGGCAUUCUGUGAUAUGAAUGAUGUAGAAGUACCCUUGCAUUUGCUUCGUUAUGUCUGUCUGUUUUGUGGGAAAAAUGGCCUUUCUCUUAUGAAAGAUUGUUUUGAAUAUGGAACUCCUGAAACUUUGCCGUUUCUUAUAGCACAUGCAUUUAUUACAGUUGUUUCUAAUAUUAGGAUAUGGCUACAUAUCCCUGCUGUCAUGCAGCAUAUUAUACCUUUUAGAACGUAUGUUAUCAGGUAUUUAUGCAAGCUCUCUGAUCAGGAGUUACGACAGAGUGCAGCUCGUAACAUGGCUGACUUAAUGUGGAGUACAGUGAAAGAGCCAUUGGAUACAACACUAUGCUUUGAUAAAGAAAGCCUGGAUCUUGCUUUUAAGUACUUUAUGUCACCAACUUUGACCAUGAGGUUGGCUGGAUUGAGUCAGAUAACAAAUCAGCUUCAUACUUUCAAUGAUGUGUGCAAUAACGAAUCAUUGGUAUCAGACACAGAAACGUCCAUUGCAAAGGAACUUGCUGACUGGCUUAUUAGCAACAAUGUAGUGGAGCAUAUAUUUGGACCAAAUUUACAUAUUGAGAUUAUUAAGCAGUGCCAAGUGAUUUUGAAUUUCUUGGCAGCAGAAGGACGAUUGAGUACUCAGCAUAUUGACUGCAUUUGGGCUGCAGCACAGCUGAAGCACUGUAGUCGAUAUAUUCAUGACUUAUUUCCCUCACUCAUCAAGAAUCUGGAUCCUGUACCACUUAGACAUUUACUUAAUCUGGUCUCAGCUCUUGAGCCAAGUGUUCAUACUGAACAGACACUUUACUUGGCAUCCAUGUUAAUUAAAGCUUUGUGGAAUAAUGCACUUGCAGCUAAGGCCCAACUAUCUAAACAGAGUUCGUUUGCAUCUUUAUUAAACACUAAUGUGCCCAUUGGAAAUAAAAAAGAAGAAGAAGAGCUGAGAAGAGCAGCUCCUUCACCUUGGUCUCCUGCAGCAAGUCCUCAAAGUAGUGACAACAGUGAUACACAUCAGAGUGGAGCCAGUGACAUUGAAAUGGAUGAGCAGCUUAUUAAUAGAACCAAACAUGUGCAGCAGCGACUCUCUGACACAGAGGAAUCCAUGCAAGGAAGUUCUGAUGAAACUGCUAACAGUGGUGAAGAUGGAAGCAGUGGUCCUGGUAGCAGUAGUGGGCACAGUGAUGGAUCUAGCAAUGAAGUCAAUUCAAGCCAUGCAAGCCAGUCAGCUGGCAGCCCUGGAAGUGAGGUGCAAUCAGAAGACAUUGCAGACAUUGAAGCCCUUAAAGAAGAAGAUGAUGAUGAUGAUCAUGGUCACAAUCCUCCCAAAAAUAGUUGUGGUACAGAACUUCGAAAUAGAAAGUUAGAAAAUCAAGCGGGCAUUUGCUUGGGGGAAUCCCAAGGCACAUCUGAAAGAAAUGGGACAAGCAGUGGAACAGGAAAGGACCUGGUUUUUAAUACUGAGUCAUUGCCAUCUGUAGAUAAUCGAAUACGAAUGCUAGAUGCCUGUGCUCACCCUGAAGACCCAGAGCAUGAUAUUUCAGCGGAAAUGAGUUCUGCUCACAUAGCACAAGGUUCUCAGGAGUCUUGUAUCACACGAAGCGGGGACUUCCUUGGGGAGACUAUUGGGAAUGAAUUGUUUAAUUGUCGGCAGUUUAUUGGUCCACAGCACCACCACCACCACCACCACCACCACCACCAUCACCACCACCACCACCACCACCACCACCACCAUCAUGAUGGACAUAUGGUUGAUGAUAUGCUAAGUGCAGAUGAUGUCAGUUGCAGUAGCUCGCAGGUCAGUGCAAAAUCAGAAAAAAAUAUGGCUGAUUUUGAUGGUGAAGAGUCUGGAUGUGAAGAGGAACUAGUUCAGAUAAAUUCACAUGCAGAACUAACAUCUCAUCUCCAACAACAUCUUCCCAAUUUAGCAUCUAUUUAUCAUGAACAUCUUAGUCAAGGACCCGCAGUCCAUAAGCAUCAGUUCAACAGUAAUGCUGUGACAGACAUUAAUUUGGAUAAUGUCUGCAAGAAAGGAAACACUUUAUUAUGGGAUAUAGUGCAAGAUGAUGAUGCAGUUAAUCUUUCUGAAGGAUUAAUAAAUGAGGCAGAGAAACUUCUUUGUUCCUUGGUUUGUUGGUUUACAGAUAGGCAGAUUCGAAUGAGAUUCAUUGAAGGCUGCCUUGAGAAUUUAGGAAACAACAGAUCAGUAGUGAUUUCUCUUCGUCUUCUUCCAAAACUGUUUGGUACUUUUCAGCAGUUUGGUAGCAGUUAUGAUACACAUUGGAUUACAAUGUGGGCAGAAAAAGAACUGAACAUGAUGAAGCUUUUCUUUGACAAUCUGGUGUAUUACAUUCAAGGUAUAAGAGAAGGAAGACAAAAGCAUGCGUUGUACAGCCAUAGUGCCGAAGUUCAAGUUCGACUUCAGUUCCUAACUUGUGUGUUUUCAACUCUGGGAUCACCUGAUCAUUUCAGGCUAAGUUUAGAGCAAGUCGACAUUUUAUGGCAUUGUUUAGUAGAAGAUUCUGAGUGCUAUGAUGAUGCACUUCAUUGGUUUUUAAAUCAAGUUCGAAGUAAAGAUCAACAUGCAAUGGGAAUGGAAACCUAUAAACAUCUUUUCCUGGAGAAGCGGCUCACACUCUGAGCUGUGUGGUAUGGACCAGUUUUGGGGCAUUGCAUUAAGAGCACAAUCAGGUGAUGUCAGUCGAGCAGCUAUUCAAUAUAUUAACUCCUACUACAUUAAUGGUAAAACGGGUUUGGAAAAGGAGCAAGAAUUUAUUAGCAAGUGCAUGGAAAGUCUUAUGAUAGCUUCCAGCAGUCUUGAACAGGAAUCACACUCAAGUCUGACAGUUAUAGAGAGAGGACUGCUUAUGCUGAAGACACAUCUGGAAGCAUUUAGGAGAAGAUUUGCAUAUCAUCUGAGACAGUGGCAAAUUGAGGGCACUGGUAUUAGUAGUCAUUUGAAAGCACUGAGUGACAAACAGUCUUUGCCUCUAAGGGUUGUAUGUCAGCCUGCUGGACUUCCUGACAAGAUGACUAUUGAAAUGUAUCCUAGUGACCAGGUAGCAGAUCUUAGGGCUGAAGUAACUCAUUGGUAUGAAAACUUACAGAAAGAACAAAUAAAUCAGCAAGCUCAGCUUCAGGAGUUUGGUCAAAGCAGCAGAAAAGGAGAGUUUCCUGGCAGCCUCAUGGGGCCUGUUAGGAUGAUCUCAUCUGGACAUGAAUUAACAACAGACUAUGAUGAAAAAGCACUUCAUGAGCUUGGUUUUAAAGAUAUGCAGAUGGUAUUUGUAUCUUUGGGUGCACCAAGGAGAGAACGAAAAGGAGAAGGUGUUCAACUGCCUGCAUCUUGCCUCCCACCACCUCAAAAGGACAACAUUCCGAUGCUUUUGCUAUUACAAGAACCUCAUUUAACCACUCUCUUUGAUUUACUAGAAAUGCUUGCUUCAUUUAAACCACCGUCAGGAAAAGUGGCCGUGGAUGACAGUGAGAGUUUAAAAUGUGAAGAACUUCAUCUUCAUGCAGAAAAUCUGUCAAGGCGUGUGUGGGAGUUACUGAUGCUUCUUCCUACAUGUCCAAACAUGUUGAUGGCAUUCCAGAAUAUUUCAGAUGAACAGAGCAACGAUGGACUUAACUGGAAAGAACUUCUCAAAAUUAAAAGUGCUCAUAAGUUGUUAUAUGCUCUUGAAAUUAUUGAAGCACUAGGAAAACCUAACAGAAGAAUAAGGAGAGAGUCAACGGGAAGUUACAGCGAUCUUUAUCCAGAUUCUGAUGAUUCAAGUGAAGAUCAAGUGGAAAAUAGUAAAAAUUCUUGGAGUUGCAAGUUUGUUGCUGCUGGUGGACUUCAACAGUUACUUGAAAUAUUUAAUUCUGCAAUUCUAGAGCCAAAAGAGCAGGAAUCAUGGACUGUGGUAAGUAAAGGUAUUUUUUCAGGUAAUUACAUUUGUUGUCUUAUUUCAUUUCUGUUUCAUUGGCAAAGUAGAUUACACUUAAUUGCAAUAAAGUUGAUUAAGACAUAUAGUAGAAAGUAAAAGUUAUGAUAGAUA
Molecule: messenger RNA, 4591 nt
Organism: Cricetulus griseus (Chinese hamster)
Lineage: Eukaryota; Metazoa; Chordata; Mammalia; Rodentia; Cricetidae
Source: RefSeq, a predicted model, not a curated record